Molecule: messenger RNA, 558 nt
Organism: Theileria equi strain WA
Lineage: Eukaryota; Apicomplexa; Aconoidasida; Piroplasmida; Theileriidae
Exons: 3
Coding region: 1-558 (185 amino acids)
Source: RefSeq, a predicted model, not a curated record
AUGGGUGCCUUGAAGCGCAUCGAUGAAGGCGUUUUUUUUGAAAUUUUUAAUCGCAUAUCUAAAAAUAGAAAUCGCGUUUCCUUGAAGAGGGCACUUAGUGAGCUAAAGACAUUUUUUAAUUCCCCUAAAAAUCCACACCUCAAGCUUAUAGAUGAUUUUAAGGCAAAAUCCUCGCAAAACGAUACUUCUGACAAUAAAAAUGCAAUGACUAGACCAUCUGAUGCUGGUUCGUUAAGUGAGGACUUCAUGGAUGAGUUUUACGCUCGCGGAGUUGAUAGAAGACACGGCUUAAGAUCACAGGUCCUAAUGGUAGGAGGUCCAAAAUGCAUUCGCGGAAACCCUAGGGGUUCCAUGGAUCCUCCGCUAUUUUUUCCGUACAUUACGUUUGAACAGUUCUUCGGAAUAGCAAAGGAUAUCGAAUGUGCAUAUAUCGAGAAACUUGUGCCUCAUGCAUCCAAUAACAGAGUGACCCGAACUUACACUACGGGUGAAUUUGUAAAAUAUCAGACAAAUCUUAACAAGAACAUUACAAAAAUGCUCCAGUCCAGCUUGAAAUAA